AUGGGGAACGGGGAACGGGGAACGUCCCCUCGGCUCCCGGGGGCUCCGCACGGGGCGUGGUCACGGGCCGGGGCCAUGGGCGGGGGGUCCGCAUCUUUCUCCUGUGCCUUCCCCCCCAACCCGGGCCCCAUUCCAGCGCUUGUGACGGACACGGUGCCGUGUCCUUGGAAGGGAGGGUUGGAAGGCGCUGACGGUGUCCCCGGGAACCACUGCCGGGGUCCCCGCCCGCCGCGGGGAGACCGGAGCUGUGCCGUCCCCUGCUGCCGGCCCGGCCGGGUCUCCGUGCGGGAGGGAGGGCCGGGCAGCUGUGGCAGGUCCAUGCGACACCAUGGGGACACCCCAGGGCUCUCCAGGGUUGGGAGCAGCCCCACAAGCCGCGGCGGGGUGACACGGGGGCGCUGGCAGGUGGCAGGUGCCCGGUCCCACGCGGGACUGGCGGCACGUGGCGGUGCCUGCGCCGCUGCAGGUGUGACCCCGCCGGGAACACGCUGUUCCCCGGCACUGGCACUGCUCGGCGCGGCCGGAGCGGCGGCUCAGCCCCGUCCUCACCCUCAGGCACAAGCGAGACCCCGAGGGAGCUGCUGCUCCCCCCUCCCGCACGCCUUGUUUGCGGUGGUGCUCGGUGCCGGCUCACCCAGGCGGGUGCCCCACCGAGUGGGUUCUGUGCCCCCCCGUGCCUUGCCCGUGCCCAGGUGCCGGCAGCGCAGAGCGGCGGCGUUAUCGGUGCCGGCGCAGGUGGCAGGAGCCGCGCUCCCCUGGUGCUGCCGCCUGCACCGGCUCCGGCGCUGCCGCUACAUCAUCCCCUGCCUGCGCUGGGGGUGCGGGACCUGUCGGGGAUGGGGCCGGUCCGGGUGCUGGGGCUGCUGCUGUGCCUGCAGCUGUGUGGGGGUGAGUGGCGGGGUGGUGGGAGCGGGGACCCGCCGGUGCCGGGCCCGGCUCAGGCCCCUCCGUGCCGCAGGCUCCGGGCAGCUGCGGCUGGUGGGGGGCGGCGGGCGCUGUGCCGGACGCGUGGAGGUGAAUCACGACGGUGAGUGGGGCUCUGUCUGUGUCUACGACGUCGACUGGGAAGCCCGCUGGGCCACCGUGGUGUGCCGGCAGCUGGGCUGUGGCCGCGUGGCCUCGUCGUCCCCGUACGCCCCGUUCGGGCAGGGCAGCGGCCGGAUCUGGCUCCAGCCCUUCUUCUGCGGUGGCACCGAGGAGGUGCUGGAGGAGUGUCCACACUUCGGAUGGGGCCAGCACCACUGCGGCCACGAGCGGGAUGUGGGGGUGACCUGCACAGAGGCCGUGGAGCUGAGGCUGGUGGAUGGCGGCGGUCCCUGCGCCGGGAGGGUGGAGGUGAAGCUGCGGGGACACUGGGGCUCGGUGGCAGAUAACAACUGGGACAUGGAGGACGCCGAGGUGGUGUGCCAGCAGCUGGGCUGUGGCUCGGCUGCCGGCGCCUACUCCGCCCGUGACCGCUUUGGCAUUGGGGCUGGGCCCAUCAACCUGGCCGUGGUGGACUGCAAGGGGGAGGAGGCCACACUCUGGGACUGCAAGAUCCGCGGCUGGGGACCCUACAACGGUACCCAUGAGUUCGACACCGCUGUCAUCUGCCAAGGGUUUUCCUGGCUGGUCGGAGGUGACAGAGCCUGUGCCGGGCGGUUGGAGGUGCGGCAGAGCCAGGCCUGGGUUGGUGUCUGUGCGGAGCACGUGGACAUGAAGGUGGCCCAGGUGGUGUGCCGGGAGCUGGGCUGCGGCGCGGCGCUGGCCAUCUCCGGCAGCGGCCGGUUUGGGGCGGGAACGGGGCCGCUGUGGGAGGGGGGGUUCAACUGCACCGGCAGCGAGCCCCUCCUCAGCGCCUGCGCCCGGUGGGUGCCCCACAGCCAGGGCUGCACUGGCCACGCCACCAUCAUCUGCUCCCCCUACACGGGCUUCCGGCUGGGGAACAGCAGCUCGGGCUGUGCCGGGCGGGUGGAGGUGGCGGUGAGGGGCACGUGGGGGUCCGUCUGCGCCACCGACUGGGACCUGCCCGAUGCCGACGUCCUGUGCCGCCACCUGGGCUGUGGCCACGCCGUCACCGUGCCCCCGGGAGGCUCCUUCGGCAGCGGGGACGGGCCGCUGAGGCCGGACGCCUUCGGCUGCAGCGGGAGCGAGCGGCACCCGGGCGAGUGCCCCGUGGCGGUGCUGGGGGAGCCCCCCUGCACCCCGGGGAACGCCGCCGCCGUCAACUGUUCAGGUCUGUGUGGCGCCUGUGGGAAGAGCCUCCAAGGGCUUUUGGGACACCCCAGGAACUGGGAGCGGAGCACUCAGGGCUGUUUUGGGAUGAGGGGAGGGCUGAACCAGGUGCCACAGCCCCACGGCACUGCUGGUGAUUUUUCAGGCACUGAAGGCACCGUCAAUUCCAUGCGGCUGGUGGAGGGUGAGAGCCGGUGUGACGGGCGGCUGGAGGAGGCCAUAACCACCCCAGCCUGGCGCCGUGUGCCUGUGGAGCAGUGGAAGAGAUGGGAUGUCGACAUGGUGUGUGCUGUGCUGGGUUGUGGCCUGCCAAAGGAGAUCUACACAGCCUUGGGUAUGGCACCCACUGCACUGACCAGCAGCGCCAGGGAGGUGGAUGUCGUGACGGAGGAGACGGAUGUCGUGACGAGGGAGAUGUACGACAUCUCGGGGAUGGGCCCUGAGCUGAUCAGGAGCCUCGAGGAGACGGAGGACGUGGCAGAGGAGAUCUCCGAUGUGUUAGGGAUGGGCCCUGCACCAACCAGCAGCCCUGAGGAGAUGGUCAUCGUCUGCUCAGGUGGGUGUCCCGAGAAGGGCCGGGGUGCUGGUGCCCCGAGCAGCCCCCAGCCCGGUCCUUCCGUGCCCGCAGGCAGCCGGCGGGUGAGGCUGGCAGGCGGUGCCGGGCGCUGCGCCGGGCGCGUGGAGGUCUAUGCCGGUGGCACCUGGAGCAGCGUGUGCCAGGAGCGCUGGGACCUGCGGGCCGCCGCCGUUGUGUGCCGGGAGCUGGGCUGUGGCGCGGCACUGGAGGCCCCCGGCUCGGCGCGCUUCGGCCCCGGCGCGGGGACAGCGUGGCCGUACGUGGUUGAGUGCGCCGGGAGCGAGGAGUCUCUCUGGGAAUGCCCACGCUCGGAACAGCGCGAGUGCGAGCGCGGGGCCGGGGCCGGGGCCGUCUGCUCAGAGCAGCUCUCCCUGCGGCUGGCGGGCGGGCGCGGGCGCUGCAGCGGGUACCUGGAGCUGCUCCACAACGGCACCUGGGGCCGCGUGUGCGCCACCGGCACCAGCCCCGGCACCGCCGCCGCCGUCUGCCGGCAGCUGGGCUGUGGGGACGGGGGGCAGCUGGCACCCGUACCCGCCCAGCAGCCGGCCCCCGCCUGGCUGGCCUGGGUGGGCUGCGAGGAGGGGGCCCGCUCGCUCUGGGGGUGCCCCUCGGCACCCUGGCACCUGCAGGCCUGCGGCCCCGGAGGGGACACCUACGUGGCUUGUGCGGAGGACAGUGACAACCCCAGCGAGACAGCCAGCACCCCGUGCCCGGACGGGGCCACCUGCACAGCUGUCCCCAGCAGCAGCGGCCCUGCGGUGGCCAGGGGGACUGUGCCGGUGGCAGUGGUGCUGUGCGUGGUCCUGGGGACGCUGCUGUGCCUGGCCCUGGGCGCCCUGGCCGUGCUGAUAUGCCGUGCCCGCGCUUGGCGCCGAGGUGCCGGCAGAGCCGUGGGUGCCAUCCCCGACGCCAUCUACGAGGAGCUGGACUACAGAGCGAUGCCGGAGUACCAGGAGGUGCCCAGUCGCCCAGGUUCCCCGCGGGAGGGCUCAGUGAAGAAGCUGCUGUGUUACACCGGGGACAGCGUGGAGGGGAGUGACACCGGGGCAGCCCCAGUCCCAGCCUCCCCUGCCCUGCCUGGGCAUGGAACCCCGGACGGCUACGAUGAUGCCACAGCUGGAACCUCGGAUGGCUACGACGAUGCCAUGGCUGGAACCCUGGAUGGCUACGACGAUGCCAUGGCUGGAACCCUGGAUGGCUACGACGAUGCCACGGCCGUGCCAGAGGAGUCCCCCGCUCCCAGCACUGGGGACAUCUCCGAGGGGGUGGCACAGAGGGGCUGGAUCUGUGUCCCACCCACAGGUAAGAGGUACCACAGCUGCCCUAUCUGCCCUGGAGAGCCACUGCACAGGGGUUUGGCUACGGUGGCGAGCUGGGAUCCAUCAGCAGAUCCACAGAGGCUGCAGAAACACAGAAACACCCCAGGUGGGGUCUGGAGGGGGGACACGGAACUGUCCCCCUCAGGCACCUGCCUUUGCUGUCCCCAAGGUGGGAGCUGCCCCCCUCCAAGUCCCCCCGGAGCCACAAGGGACCCCCCGGGACAGCCCUCGGGGCACAGGGACUGUGAUGAUGUCGGCACCGGCGCCCCGGGGAUGUUGCAGUGAGGAUGUCCCGGCCACGUCCCAUCCCUGGGGACACGUGUGCAGGGUAGGGGGCUCUGUGUCAUCAUCUCUGAUAAUGUCAUUUGGGGCACUCCGGUGUCACUGGGGGGGUGAUGUUGUGGUGGAGAAUAUGAGUGGGGAAUCAAGGGGGUCAUGUGGGUUCCCCCAGAAGGGAGUGGACAGCCCAAAAAUGCCUAAAAAUUCAUAAGGAGGGGUUGUGUGUCUGUAAAAUACUAACACCUUCUAAAUUUGUUAUUUUUAAAUCUAUUGAUGAAUAAUAUCAAUUCAUAUGAAAACUGAUUUCAAAAUAAAACCCCCUACCUGUUAUAAUAU
This is a messenger RNA of Pipra filicauda (Wire-tailed manakin), 4725 nucleotides long. Its product is annotated as scavenger receptor cysteine-rich type 1 protein M130-like. The record is from RefSeq and is a predicted model, not a curated record. Gene Ontology annotation, cellular component: membrane. The transcript is spliced from 10 exons. Lineage: Eukaryota; Metazoa; Chordata; Aves; Passeriformes; Pipridae. The coding region runs from base 1 to 4395 and encodes 1464 amino acids.